GCAGCCAACCAGCCGGCGCGAAAGACUGCGUCUCUCGGGGCCGCGCGUGUUCGUCUCAUCCGCUACAUGAGGAUCUAAAGGCGCCGUAAGAAUUCCCGCGGAGUCUUGGCGGGAGAGACACGAGAACCAUGGACGUCGUGGAAACGCGCGUUUUUCUGCCACUCGCAAUUCUAAUAAUCAGCCGUUGCCACGCUCUUCUGGACAGUCUUCUGGAAGACAACAUCUCAGUUUCCUCCUGUGAUUUCGAAACACCUUGCCUAUGGACUUUGUCAAAUCACAGCAACCAAAGUGACUGGUCGCUGGUGUCUGCGCGGCGACUGGAGAGCACACAGCAGGCAGGUUUCAAGCCUGAGGCGGACCACUCGGAGGGGAGCGCUGACGGUAAAUUUUUGCUUCUAAGCCCCGCCCCUGAUUCCAAAGUGGCAGGGAGUUGUGAGUACCACUUAACCAGCCCAGUAAUAACCAGAGGAGAGCACCUAUGUGUUUUGUUAUUGGCUGUGUACGAGUCGUCACCAACAGCAGGGGACCUCUUGGUCCUGAUCAAACCCCUCACCUCCAGUUCAUUUGCGGACGCCAUCGUCAUCCAUCCUGAGAGACAAAAAGACACCAGGACUGAGUGGGAAGCAGUGGAGAUUUUUAUAGGCCAAGUGGACCAGCCUUUCCAAGUGACCCUGAGCUAUACUGGGUGUGUGGAGGACGGAGCCACUGUGGCUCUUGACUCUCUGCAGUUCUUAGUUUGUGAGCCAGAUGACGAGGAUCAUGCGCUCAAACCAGACGUGGACUGUGGCGAUCAUUUCUACUGUAAAAACCCUGAAUAUUGCAUCGACCAAAAGCAAGUGUGCGAUUUCCACACUGAUUGCCCCUUAGGAGAAGAUGAGGGUUUCAUCUGCGGUGCACUUCCAUUUGGCUCACACUGCUCAUUUGAGCAGGAUGCUUGUGGUUGGUCGGUGUCCAAGCUGCACUCAGCCUGGAGGAGGGUGGCCAGUGAUGAGCUUCUGCAGAACGAAGACAUGCAGGGUCUCACCCUGAAAAGUACUCCAGGACACUUCUUGUUUCUGGAGAUAAGACCGAGACAUUCCCUGCAGGAGGCGUCUGUUCAGAGCCACUUUUUUCCUCCUCCUGUCUCCAAUAAGACUUGCCAGAUGCGUUUUUCCUUUCACCUGUUUGGCCGCUUCAAUGGCUCCUUGUCUGUGGCUUUGGAGGAAAAUGGGACCGCCACUGCACCCCUGGUUUGGGAGAUAAAGAGCCCUUCAAAUGAGGAUUGGGAGGAUGUUGUCCUGCCGCUGACUGGACUUCAUCAUGAGUUUAGUGUUAAAGUGACAGCUGUUUGGCUCCAAGGUUCCAAUGCUGAUGUUGCCCUGGAUGAUUUUGCAAUAGGUGCAACCUGCUUUGACACAGAUCUCAACGCUUUUCUGCUCAUGGCCGACCUGAGGGAUUUCUUAAGUCCGCUCGCAGAGCCUUCGUCAUCAGAUGUGUCUCUGAUGACCUGGUUUUUCAACUCAUGUGGCGCGAGUGGUCCCUACGGGCCCACACAGGCCCAGUGUGACAGUACCUACAGGAACAAAAAUGUCAGCGUGACUGUGGGGAAAGACGGGCCCUUAAAAGGAGUCCAAAUGUGGAAGGUCCCUGCCACCAACCGGUACCUGAUCUCCGCCUACGGGGCUGCAGGAGGGAAAGGAGCCAAAACCCACAAUAAACGCAACCACGGCAUUUUCAUUUCGGCCGUGUUCCCUCUGGAAAAAGGGGAUUUACUCUACAUCCUAGUGGGUCAUCAAGGAGAGGACGCAUGCCCUGGAAGAAACGACCAAACCCAGGAGAUUUGCCUGGGGGAGUCUUCUGUGAUCGAAGAAGGCCUGCAAGCAGAGGCUGGCGCAAAGUGGGCUGGCGGAGGAGGUGGAGGAGGAGGAGCGACCUACAUCUUUAAGGUGGAGGGUGACGAGCUGGUUCCCUUGAUGAUUGCGGCUGGAGGAGGAGGAAACGCUUACAUGGAAGACCCGGAGACCAGUCUGGAUCAGAUACCCCUGGAGCAGUUUGAAAACAGCACCACAGCCCCCAGUACCAACGGCCGAACCGGCAGGGCAGGUGGAGGUGGAGGCUGGAAGGACAGUCCAGUCGCUGACCCCGUGGCAGGCGGGUCCCUGGUGGAAGGCGCCAGGGGGGGUGCAGCAUGUGAUUUGGCCCAGUCGAAACUGGGCUGGUCCACCUACGGGGGUUUUGGAGGCGGAGGUGGUGCCUGCACUUCUGGAGGAGGCGGAGGCGGGUACAGAGGAGGUGACGCUGCUCUAACGGACGACAUCACAGCUGAUGGCCGCGAUGGAAUCUCCUUCAUCAACCCGAUAGGCGAAAUUUACCUGCAGCCUCUGGCAGCUAUGGAGAGUCACGGCGAGUGUGAGAUCAAGGUGCAGCUCAACUGCAGCCACUGCCAGUCACAAAGCUGCAAGCGUGAUGAAGUUACUCACCUUAUCCUCUGCCUGUGCCACGGCGAUGACUUCCUGGCCGGCGAUAACGUCACAUGCAUUGGUACAGUAGCAGCUCCUCAAGUCCCACCUCCGCAGGGCCACAUGUCGACCACGUUGAUCCUGGCUGUUGUCACCUCCACCGUCGUCAGCGGAGUCGCGUUGAUCUGCGCCGGCGUCCUCCUCAUGUGGCACCGUUGGAAAAACGAUCUGCAGGCAGUGAGGGGCCGCCUCCAGAGUCCCGAGUACAAACUGAGCAAGCUCCGCUCCUCCACCAUCAUGACGGACUAUAACCCAAACUACUGCUUCGCCGGGAAGGCUGCGGGGCUCAACGAGCUGAAGGAAGUGCCGCGCAAAAACAUCUCGCUGCUCAGAGCUCUCGGCCACGGCGCCUUUGGUGAAGUAUAUGAGGGUCAGGUCCUCGGCAUGAGCGCUGAUAACAGCCCCAUGCAGGUGGCCAUAAAGACCCUUCCAGAAAUCUGCUCGGAACAGGAUGAGAUGGACUUCCUCAUGGAGGCACUGAUCAUGAGCAAGUUCAACCACGAGAACAUUGUACGCUGUAUCGGCGUCAGUCUUAACAUCCUGCCUCGUUUCAUCCUCCUGGAACUCAUGACGGGAGGAGACAUGAAGACCUUCCUGAGGAAGAACAGACCUCAACGCGGCCAAGUUCCUCCCCUCAGCAUGCACGAGCUGCUGCAAAUGGCGAGAGACAUUGCACGUGGGUGCCGUUAUCUGGAGGAAAACCACUUUAUACACAGAGAUAUUGCUGCAAGGAAUUGCCUGCUCACCUGUCCCGGACCGGAAAGGGUGGCCAAGAUUGGAGACUUUGGCAUGGCCCGAGAUAUUUACAGAGCCAGCUACUACAGGAAAGGUGGUCGUGCCAUGCUGCCUGUCAAGUGGAUGCCACCUGAGGCCUUCAUGGAGGGAAUCUUCACCUGCAAGACCGAUACAUGGUCAUUUGGGGUACUGCUAUGGGAGAUCCUCUCUCUGGGUUACAUGCCGUACCCCUGUAAGACCAACCAGGAGGUGCUGGAGUUUGUCACCAGUGGAGGCAGGAUGAACCCUCCAGAGGGCUGCCCGGGCCCUGUCUAUCGGAUCAUGACCCAGUGUUGGCAACAUUGUCCGGAACACCGGCCCAACUUCUCCACCAUACUCCAGAGAAUCAACUAUUGCACUCAGGACCCAGAUGUGAUCAGUACACCCCUCCCAGUGGAAUAUCGGCCCACCGCAGACGACGAUGGCGGCGCAGCCAUCCUCCCCUCUGAUCACACGCCCGGCAACUUCACUCCCCUCCCCAUCUCCUUGGACUCCUCCUCUUCCUCCCAGCUUGGCCAAAUGGCGCCCUCGGCCCUUCUCUCGCAGCCCGCCAAGCCUUGCCUCUUCCUCCAGAGAAGCCAGCCCAUCCAGCAGGAGGCGACGUCGUGCCGGGACGUUCUCCCAGAGAACGAGCCCAUCCCGCCGGCUCCUGGGGCCCACUGGCUCCACCCCGAGCCUCCCCUGCAGCUACCCAAAAACGGCCAAUCCUCGGGGAGCCAACGGCUGAAGAACAAAACUAAGAAUUUGUGGAACCCGACGUACGGCUCGUGGGUUUUGGAUAGCUUCAUGGUGAAGAAGACCCUGGCUCCCACUCAGUCUGUUCCCCUCUCAAGCCCCCCUUCUACUUCCUGCAGCGCACCAGCUGUUCAGUCCGGCAGUGCAGCCACAGAGUCCAACCAGGCAGGCGGUGAAAUCUCCAAACCUCCCAGCUUCUGCUCUUCUCCAUUGCCUCCCCGCCAGGGUCCGAUCACACCCAAUGGGGACUCCAAUAAGAGCCAAAACAGCGGCGGGCAGUCAACGGGCGCCACGGACCUAGCGAAGUUCCACAGUUUCCCUUGCGGUAACGUCAACUACGCCUACGACGAGCAAAGCUACGAGGCGGAGAGCUUGCCCUUGGUGGUCCAGACUAAAGCCCCGGACGUCCUCAAAAACACCAUCUCUGCCCCCAGCGUGUCCUCGGGCUUCGGGCUGUCCCUGGGAAUGAACGCGUCCUCCUCCUUCUGCAUGCCCAAGCUGCUGCUCAAGCGCCACGCCAGCUACGGACACGAGGACGUGAGACGACACGCAAAAGCCGAGAAGCCCACGCGAGACCGAGACUCUGGGUUCUCUCUGUCCGAAGACCUGAGCGUCACCCCGAUCUAGGACUGAACCUCUACUAGGUUUUGUGGGCAAACAUCAUUCAUUGACAAACACAGCUUUGUUAAAGUAGCAGCUUUUAACAGCAUGAUGGGACAUUAAAAAAAAAAACCUGCUCAAAUAAUCAAUAAUUAUUUUGACCAAGUACCAACAUAAUGACCAAUAUUAAAAUACAGUAGCAUAGUAGGCCUAAUUAUUUAUUAAAAACAAGGCACAGGUUUUAUUUAACAAGUAUAUUUAAUGUUUGGCCACUGUAACAUUACACACAGUUUGAACAGUAACACUGUGUUUGAGUAUUUAAUCAAGUGAUUCUUUGGCGUACCACUAGAUGGAGCCCGAGUACCACUGGUCCACAGCUUGACACAGAGCACACGCUGUGCAUAGGGCCCCGCGAUGCAUUUUGUAUUAAAAAUGUCAAAUAAUUAACCAUAUUCCUAGCCCCUUCCUGCUCCAUCACUGAAGUGAAUGAUAUUUAUAUAGCGCUUUUUGUCUAGUGACUCAAAGCGCUUUUACAUAGUGAAACCCAAUAUCUAAGUUACAUUUAUACCAGUGUGGGUGGCACUGGGAGCAGGUGGAUAAAGUGUCUUGCCCAAGGACACAACGGCAGUGAAGCGGGGACCAAACCUGGAACCCUCAAGUUGCUGACACGGCCACUCUACCAACCGAGCUAUACCGCCCCAUCACUGAUACAAAUAUGAUGCCAACUUUCCCCAGCAAUUCUCACUGUCUCAGGUGGAAGAAAGUAACAAUUAUGUCGAACAACAAAAAAAGCAUUAUUGAACAGUUUUCGUUUUAGUACAAAAAUGCAUCAAAUUAAAUUCAAGUUUGAUUAAAAAAUUAUAAAAAUUGUUUCACUAAAAGUGUGAAAAAGUUCUGUAAAAGUUUGAGGAAUGCCUCAAAAUAAAAUUCUGUUUCAGGCCCCAGUUUAGCCAAAUGUGUGCUUGUUGAAGCCCCUUUUGCCUGAAUAAUAUCACACAUUUGAGGCUUAUUUUACUCCCCAAAGAGCAGAUUUAGUCCUCCGUCUCAACUAAAAAUGUAUUUUAUCUUCCAACAUUGGAAUUUGUUUUUCUUAAGCUGCUGGACCUCAACUAAUGUCUUCCAGGGGAGACUUGCAUUACACUUUGACAAACCGCCGCUCUGAUAACAGAACAGGCUUUUUUCUUCCUCUUGUCAGUACACUAGUUUUGGUGUGGCCCAGCCAGAGCCCAGACCUAAAUCUUAGAGCUUGUGCACAAGACUUGUUUUUAAAUGAAUUGUAAAGGGCCGCAAGGGGAGGGUGUCACAUGUAUACAAUACACACACAAAAAAAGAAAAAUGAACAGUAACAAAGUAAAGUAAACAAGAUAAAUUGAGUACCUUCAAGGUAGAAAAUCGCUAUACAAGUAUAACCCAUUUAUCAUUUAUUAUUAUAAAUAUAUGUCCACAGCAAUGGUGGAUGGUGGUGAUAGUUCAAUAAAUACAAAAAAUAGUAACAAAAAAUAAAAUAAAACAAAAAGACAGGCCUAGGCAAUUAUUUUGACUCGGGGGCCAAAUUUAGAGAAAGAAAAUGUGUCUAGGGGCCGGUAUAUUUAAUUUUAGGAAGAAUAAUAUAAAACCUCACAAUAAAGUCUGAUUGAAUGCUAAAAACUUUAUGACAAACCGCCUUAAAAACGGAAUGGAAUUUUACAUUUUUCUAUGAACGAUAAAACACUGAAUAUUGACAACAUAUGAACGUCACAUACCCUCUAUACAUAUUUUACAAUCAAGCAAAACGCAACAAUAAUGCGACAAACAGCGAAAUACGAAUGCAAAGGGUAAAAAAAAACCCACCUACAAUCUUAUAUAUCACUAAGCUUUAGAUCUUUGCUGUGAAAAUCUCCUUCCGCGUCUGUCCCUGACACCCACAUUUCAGGCUGACACCCACACUGCUUGGUGCCUCGUCUGAGCUGCUGUGACUUAGAUUACCAUAGUAACUAAUUAGAUUACCAUAGUAAAUAAUUAAACUAACAUAGUAACUAAUUAGAUUACCAUAGCAGCCAGUAAAUCAUGCAAAAGUGCAGAUUCCAACCAUUGAAAUACUUUGUAUAGUUCAAGCCUUACGGUCAUUUGAAAGCAUCACUGCACAUCAUAAUGGCAGCUACACUUUCCAUCUUAAAGAUCUAAAAAAAAUAUUUGGAAAUGUCCUGAAACAGCACCCAGUAAAGGACGGUGUAACAAUAAUGUUGUCCGGGUGGAAAUCGGGAGAAAUAUAAGAGAAUGGCUGACCCCGGAGAUUUUCGGGAUAGGUACUGAAAUUCGAGACUCUCCUAAAAAAAUCGCGAGGGUUGGCAAGUCUGCUAUUAGUUCCCAUAAUGUAACUAUUUUUAUUAUGGGCCCGCUGCGAAUCAAAGAGCCUACUCACAGCUCCUAAUGGGUCGUACCAUGCUAAUGUUUUUGCUAACAUUUUGGCUAAUUUUAUCUGUUUGAACCUAAAAAUUAUGAAUGUUGAGGCUUGGCACCAUUUUACAUGUAUGCUCAUUUUUCCUGUGUUUGUAUGCUAACAUUAGCAGGUUGAUGUUUUAUGCUAACAUUUGAGCUCAUUUUAAUCAAUGAAACGUAAAGAUCAAAGAUGUUGUAAUUGACGCAUUCUCAAGGGGUAUGCUGAUUGCUCCAAUGUUCACAUUGACAUGCUAACAUUUUAUGCUAAAAUUUAUGUUUGAACCGAAAAAUCAUGGAUUUUGACACCCGGCGCCAUCUUGCAAGUAUGAUAACGUUUUCUAUGUUAGCAAGCUAAUAUUGGCUAAUAUGCCUGCAAUUGAAAUUAUGUUACUUAACUAAACCUAAAAAUUAUGGAUUUCAAUACUUAGCGGCAUCUAGCAAGUAUGCUCAUUUUUCUGCUAACCUUAGCAUGCUAAUGAUUUUUGCUAACAUUUUCACUAAUUUGUUUAAACAUAAAAAUCAUGGAUUUCCUUACUUAGUGACGGCUUCUUUAUUAGCAUGCUAACAUUAAAAUAUUAUUUAGCUAACCUUAGGAUAGUAACUUUUUUUCAGUUAAUUUGCUUUAAAACAACUGCCCAAAAUGGACCAAGUCGGUCUUCAAGCAACUCUGGCCUGAGGUUCACAACACAGACAGCAGGCCCAUCAGAAUCUACCUGGGAAUUUUAUUUUUUACUGUAGUUCUAUUAUAUUGUAUCAAAAAGCUGCUAUUUUAACGAGACUGUUGUUGUUGUUUUUGCAUUGCAAUGCUGGUAUAGAAAAAACUCUCACACACUCUUCUGCGCUGUGAUAAGUCCGAGAGCUGUACUCUUUUUCUUUCUUUGGACGUUUUUCUCUCGUGCUUCUUCUUCCAAACGUUGUCUCCAAGAUGCUGAAAUGUAGACAUUUUAAAGCAUCAGACUUUUUAUUCACUGAGCACACACACACACACACACACACCCACACACACACACACACACACACACCACAACUACUACAGUAUGAUAUUGUAUAUUUUUCUACUAAGAACUCCAGUAGAAGAAAAAAACAUUUUAAAGACAAGUAGGUUAACGAAGUAUUUCAUCCACGUUUACUGCUAUUGUUGUCAUGGAGACGUCACGCUAUUAACUAUCAGGACCCACAGUUGGUGGCUGUAGGUUCGGGAUUUUGGUACUUGUCCAAUAUUAAGUACUAUCCAUCCAUCCAUUUUCUACCG
Molecule: messenger RNA, 8277 nt
Organism: Entelurus aequoreus (snake pipefish)
Lineage: Eukaryota; Metazoa; Chordata; Actinopteri; Syngnathiformes; Syngnathidae
Gene: ltk
Product: leukocyte receptor tyrosine kinase
Exons: 29
Coding region: 129-4634 (1501 amino acids)
Biological process (GO): regulation of neuron differentiation; multicellular organism development; positive regulation of kinase activity
Cellular component (GO): membrane; signaling receptor complex
Molecular function (GO): ATP binding; transmembrane receptor protein tyrosine kinase activity; protein binding
Source: RefSeq, a predicted model, not a curated record